AUGGUUUCGUACGCUUUUUUUCUUUUGUCCCCUCUUUCUUUCCUGUUUCUCUCAUUUUAUCUCUGGCCCUCGAGCCCUCUGUUUCUCGGUCAUGUGUGCGUUCACUUGGUGGCAUGCUUGCGCAUUGACGCGCUCUCGGCCGGCCACUCGCGUUGCAUACUCACACUCAGGCACAUGCAGUCAUCUCUCGUCCCUGUCUCCGAGGGUUUCGCGGUUUUGUGCCCCCACGAAUGUGUUUGGCACCCAUUUUUCCAAGCUCGUUUCGUAAACUUGCCAGAGCUGCUUUGUCAUUUAUUUGAUGUGCUGGUAGACUUGGGUAGAAACCUAUCCGUGGCUUUAGAAGCUGCUUUCUCUGUUCGGACAUAA
Molecule: messenger RNA, 366 nt
Organism: Protopolystoma xenopodis
Lineage: Eukaryota; Metazoa; Platyhelminthes; Monogenea; Polystomatidea; Polystomatidae
Source: the annotation of a GenBank genome assembly